Klebsormidium nitens is the source of this 3768-nucleotide messenger RNA. Lineage: Eukaryota; Viridiplantae; Streptophyta; Klebsormidiophyceae; Klebsormidiales; Klebsormidiaceae. The record is from the annotation of a GenBank genome assembly.
CAGCACCAAGAGCAAGCAUACAAAUGGCAAUGCGGGCGGUCCUGUUAGCACAUGUCUUCUUGAGCUGGUGACAGUCACAAUGUCACUAAAGCUACUCGUCUCGAGCCUGUUCCCCUGUUCUCUGUAGAUAUGGCCUCGGCGGCAUUGGCUGGGCCGUCGUUGGUUCCUCCUCCUUGGUCCAUUCAAAUAGAAUUGCCCACUUCUUCAAGGGAACGUGUUCAGCCGGAUUAUCUUUUCAGCGGUCAGCGGACUUGCCUUGGGUCAACUCGUGCAAGGGUUUUUCUCCCUACCCUGACGGUCCCUCGAAUAGCUGGCCGGCGUAAAGUAGACACGAGGCAUGGAAGUCUUGUCACCAAUUUGCAAAUUGGUAGCAAAGGGUCGUUCCUGGGUAGCAGCACAUGGUCUGGGUCAGUGCGGCACAUGGUUCCAAGAUCUCCCAAGGGGCGUGAAAGCUGUAGAUGCACUGCUUUCAACCAUGAGCCGACGGAGGCGGGGGCGGGCCUCCCGAAACAGUAUCGAAGCAGGGUGGCUCAGGAAACAUCCACGAUGACAUCUGUCCCGCGCCUCUCCGCCUCCCGUCACUAUGAGAACGUGCUCGCCAUGGUGGGAGUCUCGGGUACGGCGCUCUCGACCCAAGUGUCAAUAGCGAUGCUUCCGGUGGCGGAGACUCUUAUCCGCGAGAAGGGCCUUGAGAACAAGGAGGGCGCGCCACUUGUUGUGAACGUUGGCAAAUCCGCGCGCGAUAACCAUCCCUGGCUGCCGGUAUAUACCCGGGUGAUAGUCCCGGUGGAUGAGCUCUUCCGCUCGCGGGAAAGUUUCCGAUCUAUGAAAGCGGAUGGCUGGAUGAAAAGGGCGGCGAAGGUGUACCAAGCUGGGCCGGACGUUCCGGAAGCGCUCCUCGAAGAGAAAUUGGCGCGGGAUGAAACGCGCCGCGUGCGUGUCGACCAGAUUGCUGAGGUUGCGGUUGGGUUCCGGCCCCCCGGGCAGUGGGAGAAAGCGCAAGUAGAUUACAGCUUCGAGCUGUGGCACUCGCCCCGGCCCUGGCCGGUUGACACCGUGUUCUUGCAAGGCUCCAAGUCGUUCCUGGUCUACUUGAGCCAGUCUCUAGCGGCCUACUCCUUCUGGGACGUUCUCCCUCCUGGCGGCAGGGAGGUUGCAAACGAGGACCCCAGUGAACAGAGCCCUUCCGGCUUCUUGGGGGCCCUCGAGAACCUGCGCCAAGCACUCGCGGCCCCCUUCCGAGAGCCCGACGAAGCCCCCGCCCCCGAAAGCUGGAUACCCCGCGCAAGUCACCCCGUUCGCUUCUGCACUGUGUCUCCCUCCCCGUCUCCUCACGCUGUCGUAGCUGCACCGGCGUCUGAUCCCGGAACCGCACUCGAUCCCAUCGCUGAAGAUGCGGCCUACAUUCAGGACACCGUGUUGGCGGCGAAAAGAGAGGCGCGGGAAUGGUGGCCGCUUCCAGAGUCCGCUGCGGAAGACAUUGCCGUGCUUCAGCAGGCCGCGCAACUGGACGAGUUCGCUCGGGCAGUCACCGGACAGUCCGAAGAGCGUCCGGCAGUGCGGUCAGUAGGCGCGAGCACGUCCGAAGCGUCGGUGGGGGUGGCGGGGAUUAGUAACGGGCAGUUAAGGGAAGAUACUGGGCGGUUUGCAGAGACGAGUGAGCGGGGUGGGAAUGUUAGUGCGCAGUCGUCAGACACGGCCGCAGCAGUGGCGUCUGCAGAUCGCGCCACAUCGAAAAAGGCGUCAGAGAGACCCAAAACGGAAGAAAGUGUGAAUGGAACGGUAACCGCGGCCGCUAAGAGAGAGAGUACAACUUUCGUGGGAAGAUCAGAAAUGGAAGACGAUAAACGGGGGAUGACGGGACUAAACCUAGAAAGCGAGAGGGAAAUGGAGCUUUCUUUGGAACAAACCCGAGCGGCGGGAUUGGAGCAAGCCUCUACCAGCGGCAUGGAGGAGGCGACUCAUCUCGACCGUCGGAUUGCGCUCAUAUCGCCCCAGGACUUCCACGUGCAUCUAAUGCAAGUGGAGGGCCGUUUGCUGAAGAACGUGCAAGUCGUGGAGGGCUGGGAAACGGUGUGGCGGAUAGACAAGGACGGCAACCGGUCGUCGCUACCGAAAGGGACGCACAGCGUGGCGGAGGAUGACGUCAUCGAGCUGCUGCUGACGCACAGCCAGCUGGUGGACCUCGCGGAGGCGGUGGACGCGUUCCUGAAGGACAAGGCCACGUGGCCGACGGUGGACCGUCCGAUGCUGGUCAAAGUCCCGCCGCGACCGGCGGAGGCGCCGGUCAAAGUGGAGAAGACCUGGCUCUCCGAGCUCCCCAGACUAGUUCUUUCUGGCGCCCUCCUAGUCGCCCUCUCGGUUGUGAACAAGGCGUCUCUUCCUCGGAGGCAGAGCUACAAUCCGCAAGCCGUGGCGAUGUCUCAACAGCAGUCGGUCGAGACUCGACAACCGGCCCGCGAACCCCACAGGCGAAAGGUGGUGCUGCCGUCGAACAGCGACGUUCCCGAGGAGGAGAUGCAGCUGCUGUGCGACGCGGUGGCGACCAUGGCAGGCUUCUGGACGCCCGCUGAGGCAGGGGAAGAGCCGGCCAAAGAGCUCGUCUUCCAGGUGGUGGUGUCCCGGGACGGCGAGGUGGUGGGCUGUCGCCCCGAGAACUCGGCGGCGGUAGAGCAGUGGGCCGCGCUGCCGCUCUCUAAGGCUCUGCACCGGAAGCCGAAAACAAAAUUGCGCCACGCUCUCGUUGAGUCCAGCGUCCCGUACAAAGUCCCCGAGGAGGGCCCCGUCGUGAUCGAGUUGAGCCUGCUCCCAGACGGGGAGGUGAGGGCGCGGCCGUGGCCGGAGCUGCCGACAGGGCCCCCCGCCGCCCUACCGGGCCCCUCCAGCGUCCAACGGGAGCUGCUCGAGCUGCGAGACGGUGAGGACGAGUUAAGCGUUAACCAGGGGUUAGAGCAGGUUUUAGAAAGGCGGCUGCUCGUUUCGCGCUCGACCACGGAGGUGAGGGCGUCGAUAAGGGAGUACCUCGGACUGCCAGGGGUCUCGUUAAGUAGAGAGGAAACGGUGCGGUUAAGUGGGGUUCUGCCAGCUGGGUUAGGAGAAGACCCGCAAAUAGGGGAUGUGGAGACAAAUGUUGUGGAGGAGAUUGAGUUAGGAAAGUGGAGCUUUGGGGACACGGGUCUGAGGGAACGCUUAGAAGCGGAGAAGCGAAAGCUCGAGGAGGAGUUCGGGCUCGAUGGGAGUUUGGGGGAUGUGGAUCCAGACCGCCUAGAAGAGCAGAUCUGGAAGAAUCUGCAAGCGGGGGGGCUUGGUGGAAUUGAAGACGCUUGGAGGGAAGAGAUGAGGGCCAAAGCGAUACUAGAAGCGACCCGGGGAUCCGCCGACACGCAAGCGACGGAAAUUCUGGACAAGGGGGAAGACGCAGGAGAAGAGGAAUAGGCUUUUAGAUUGUUGUGUGCGGGCCAGGCUUGUCGAGAGCGCUCGACGCUUGGUUCUCUGCACGCUGCACACUGUCAAAGCAGGCUUAAUGCUUACUUCAUUGCGCAUUCAACUAAUUCAGUAGUCGUUGCCUAGGACAACGCGCUGCAAUCUCUUAGUAGCAAUCUUAUCCUGCUCCUCAUUAGUGCCUCGGAUAGCUGUCUAGAUAUGGAAAUUUGCAUCUCUAGGGUGCUUCAAACGCUACACAGUCUAUCAUUGCGCCAAGGCGAGAGUUUACAAUUGUCUUGAUCGAGGCUUGCUUCCAGUUCGAGAUCGGUUCAAUAUAAGUCAUAU